CCUUAGUAAGGCAUAUAAUCUUAUGCAAGAAGAGAAGAAAUGGAAACUAUCUACUGGAAAAUGCGUAGAGGACGAACUGUACUCGUUUGCCAGGCAAUGCACAUAUGAUCAGUAAGCUGUCAUUGUGAAUAUUCGCGGAAUAGUUCGUUUUAACAAUGUAUAUCAGUCCAUGUUUAUCAUUCAUCAUAGACCCUUAUGAUGCCACAUACAUUCAAAAUGGAAUCUUUACACAGAGCGAGCUUGAAGAGAUCAAAGACUACAAUGCUGUGGCAAUGGAUAACUUACCGAAGGACCUUGUUGACUAUUUGAUGUUAUUUGACUGUCACACAAGUGAGGAUCUCCGUAAAGCAUGCUUCGAGAACCAGAAAUGGUAUUAUCCUUUUAAUAAGACGGAGCAUUACUGUCAUGAUUGGAUAAGAAGGACGAUUGAUAUGAUGAUUCCUGAAUUUGAGGCCGGAAGUCUAAAGAAGCAACAUCACGAAAAUUGGUACAUGGUCAGAAUUUGGUCAUUAAUAGAUAGAUUAUUUACUGAUGUGGAAGAUCUGGAAGCUGUGAGAGGAGAAUCAGGAAGCAUUGCAACAGCUGCAAGAAAAAAUCAAGAUCGAGUAAUACCGUCUAUGGUCAAAAUGAAGAGAAAAGCGAUGGGAAGACGCGCUGACUUAAUUUUAAGAAAAGGGUCUGCUGAAUAUGGCUGUGCAGAAGCUGGGGCCAAGGACGAAGGACUUUGGGGAACAAAGAAGCUUCUUGAGAAAGGGAUGAAAGCUGCAAAGGCUCUCAAGGAUAUGCUGAACCAGCUAUCUGAUCUUGUUGGCAAUGAUGAAGCUUCUGUAAGGCAACUGUGCACCAUUGGCUACAUCAUAUCAGGAAUGUCUCUAGAGGUGAUGAUAAUGGAUUCACCGACAGGAUACUGUUGCAGAAUAACAAGGUCACAGUUGUUCUCUAUUCCCACUAGUGCUUUUCAGGUGAAAAGUAAAUUACUGCCACUGAUGUCAGCUCUCAUUGUGACAAAGCUACGGGUUUUGAAAGUUAUUGAUAUUGUAGAGAACUAUGGCUCAUCUGAUGUAAAUUUUCGGAAUUCAUUAGCCAAUGCUUUCAAGGUGGGAUCGUUGAUUCCAAGUUCACCAGAACGUAAAACCAUAAUGUUGCCUAGCUGCAAUAUUACACCUACGAAGCGAAGGCGAAAUAGUACCUCGUGAAUGACAAGAUGUCCCUAUAUUUGCUUAUGGAUUUUUAGUAGCUGUCUUUUUGUUGUAUGUUCUAUACUCUCAUAACUGUUCCCAUCAGUAAACUUCCCAUAACCUGUGGCUCGGUUGAUGAUCCAGUCACAUGGCGCUAAUAGCAGCGUUGUCGGUCCCACAUGAUACUUGAUGAAUCAGUCACAUGACGCUAUUAGCAGCGUUGUUAAUCCCAGAUGAUACUAAUGGCGCUUGUGGGCAAUGUCCUGGGGCUGACACUUCAUUGGGUGUGGGGCUUGCGGGGGGGAUGAAAUCCAAAAUUCUCUUUAGAAUACCUAUUAGGCUUAGGAAUUAGAAUCAUUCUAAAUCCAUUGAUUUAAAGGGAAAGUCCGAGGUUAGACUAAUUCAUAGUGCUUAGCACCCGAUAUAAAUCUGGGGAAAUAAUAAGGUCCUGGUUU
This is a messenger RNA of Umbelopsis ramanniana AG, 1633 nucleotides long. RefSeq lists its product as uncharacterized. Bases 156 to 1196 code for a protein of 346 amino acids. The transcript is spliced from 6 exons. The record is from RefSeq and is a predicted model, not a curated record. NCBI's taxonomy places the organism in Eukaryota, Fungi, Mucoromycota, Umbelopsidomycetes, Umbelopsidales, Umbelopsidaceae.